Arvicanthis niloticus (Nile rat) is the source of this 3022-nucleotide messenger RNA. It is a transcript of the gene Pex10, whose product is annotated as peroxisomal biogenesis factor 10. Gene Ontology annotation, molecular function: zinc ion binding. Gene Ontology annotation, cellular component: peroxisomal membrane. Gene Ontology annotation, biological process: protein import into peroxisome matrix. The record is from RefSeq and is a predicted model, not a curated record. Lineage: Eukaryota; Metazoa; Chordata; Mammalia; Rodentia; Muridae.
CGCCGGCGCGGUGCGAGCUCUCGGAUUCGGGCCAUGGCGCAGGCGGGUGCCCCUGAAGUGAUCCGGGCGGCGCAGAAGGACGAGUACUACCUGGGAGGCCUGCGGAGCGCGGCGGGUGGAGCGCUGCACAGCCUAGCGGGUGCGAAGAAAUGGCUGGAAUGGAGGAAAGAGAUCGAGUUGCUCUCAGACAUAGCCUACUUUGGCCUCACCACAAUUGCAGGCUACCAGACCCUCGGAGAGGAAUAUGUUGGGAUCAUUCAAGUGGACCCAUCCCAGCAGCGCGUGCCCUCCAGGCUCCGCCGAGGAGUGCUGGUUGCACUACAUGCUGUCUUGCCCUACCUGCUAGACAAGGCAUUGCUGCCCCUGGAGCAGGAGCUGCAAGCUGAUGGUGAUGGUUCCCGGGCGUCACAGGGCAGUCUGCUACCUGGAGGACGCAGCCGAUCAGGGGCUCGGCGCUGGGUGCGUCACCACGCAGCCACCCUGACUGAACAACAGAGGAAGGCUCUCCAGCGGGCAGUCUUUAUCCUGAGACAGGGUUUUGCCUGCCUCCAUCGGCUCCAUGUGGCUUGGUUUUACAUUCAUGGUACCUUCUAUCACCUGGCCAAGAGACUAGCAGGGAUCACUUAUCUCCGCACUCGCUGGCUGCCUGGAGAGGACCAGAGGGCUCGCACUAGCUACCGACUGCUGGGGCUUGUCUCCCUGCUGCAUCUGGCAUUGUCCAUGGGGCUGCAGUUGUACAGCUUCAGGCAGAAACAGCGAGCCAGGAAGGAGUGGAGGCUGCACCGCAAUCUGUCCCACCGCAGGAGUUCCCUUGAGGACAGAGCAGUGUGCAGAACCCCACUCUGCACCCUAUGCUUGGAGGAACGAAGACACUCCACGGCUACACCUUGUGGCCAUCUCUUCUGCUGGGAGUGCAUCACUGAGUGGUGCAACACCAAGACAGAGUGCCCCUUGUGCCGGGAGAAGUUCCCACCCCAGAAGCUGGUCUACCUGAGGCACUACCGCUGACAGCUCCAAGAAGUGGGUGGAAGCUCAUGGAAGAGUCUCUCCUCAGAACAGUGGCUGCACAGAAAUAUAAAGCCUCCACACUGCUCUUUUGUCGCAUAAGCUACUACAGUUACCUGGAAAGAAAGGGAUCAGGCGCAAGUGGGGAAAACUCAAUAUGGGGAUGGGAGUCUCUGUGGCACGUAAUUUAUGGCUUCUUCAGUCUCUGGAGACAGUGGGCUCCCCCUCCCUUCCCAAGCCACACAGCUGAGAACUGCUCCAGAAGUUCAGGGUAUUUUACUCAGGUCUGUAAAGAAGAGGCCACCAUCGGCUAUGAGAGGCAGGGCUCAGGUUAGGCUGGAAGCAAAGCAUAGCACUCUAGGCUCACCAAUGUUAGCACCCCUCCUAAAACACCACACACUUAACCCAUAUGAAGGUCUGGGCUGGAGAGCUGGCUCAGAGGCUAAGAGCACUGGAUGUUCGUCCAGAGGUACCGAGUUCAAUUCCCAGCAACCAUGUGGUGGCUCACAACCAUCUAUACUGGAAUCUGAUGCCCUUUCUAGCAAACAGGCAGAACACUAUAAUACAUAAUAAAUAAAUCUUAAAAAUAGAGAAUGAAGGUCUUUAUCUUGGCCUAGUGGAUAGGAAGGGAGUCCCCGAGUUGCAGAUUUUUAGAAAGUGCAUUAGGUUGCACAUGUCACUACACAUGUACGGAGAUCAGAGAACAACUUGCAGGAGUCAGUUUGUAUCAUGUAUUUCAGGGAGCAGAUUCCAGCCGGGCUGAGUGGGCAGCAAACAAGCAGCAACUUUACUUGUUGAACAUCUUGCCAACCCAGCAGAGUUGGCUUGAGUGAGUUUUCUCCUAUAAACCAAUUUCCGUGCACCCUAAGAUAGCUGUUCUCUGAGGAAGUGAGCCAUGUCUGCUUGGAGGCCAGAUAAAGCAAGUGACCUGCCUAGCCGAUGUCACUGCCCAAUCCAGCUCCCUCACGGCUUGUCCCUAGCUUGUUUCUGGCCUCCAUUUGACAUUUCCAAGCUUUUAAAAGGAAUUCAAGUCAGCGAUAGCCUGGCAUAUCUUUAAGUGACAAAUUCCACAGAAAAGGUACAUAAAGAACAGAAGCUCUAGCUGGGUGGUGAUGGCAGAAAAGGCAGGCAGAUCUUGAGGCUAGCCUGGUCUACAGAGUGAGUCCCAGCACAGUCAGGGUCACACAGAGAAACCCUGUCUUAAAAACUAAAAACAAACACAAAAACCCUCAGGAGAUGUAGAUCUAGAUCUCAUAAAACAGUGUGAAGACAACGGACAGAACCUUUGGUCUGCAAGCAGUGAGUAGGGCUCAAGCCCAGCCACCAGCAGUGCUGUUUGAUGCCACCAUGCUCCUUGUGAAGGUCCCCUUACUGAGAGCAGGACCCAUCACUCUAGGUGGGGACCAGGACUGACAAAAAGUAGCUUCACGAAGCCUAUGAGAAGAGAAAGUCUGUGGGAACCUGGAACAUAGCUACAGUUAUCUGCAGUACCCUGACUGGAACUCACACUGCUCUGGCCAGGUCGACCCAACUUUCUUUCCAACACACCUGAGUCUAGUCAGUGACGAGGAAAACAGUGUGGGGAAUGUAAACAAAAACAUCCAGGCUUUGAGCCCCAAGUGCUCACAUAGUUAAACAAACUUACUUAGAACAUUAGAAAAUGACAGGUUAGGUGUACAAAACGUGACAUCUAGAAGGAAUAUCAGAGUGUCCUCAAAGGAGACCCAGGCAGCUGACUUACUCAGUAUCUAACACCGUAAGACGGAUGGGAUGGAUAGAAACACCUCUGAGUGGGGUCUGAAUAGGUCACAGCCUGGGACUGAAGAGCCUGCUGGUACUUGACAGCCUCUGUCCGUCCUUUACCUGUGGUGUCUGCUGUCCUGGUACUAACUGGCCCAGUGGUUGCCUUGCAAUAGCUGUGGCAAGCAAGCUGUGCUUCAGUGGAGUGACAGUGGUGUAGACGAAGGCUGCACAAGCAAGGGACACUUUCUUUAAUAAAGUUGGGAUUUAAAAGUCA